Jaminaea rosea is the source of this 538-nucleotide messenger RNA. RefSeq lists its product as hypothetical. The transcript is spliced from 2 exons. The record is from RefSeq and is a predicted model, not a curated record. The annotation marks the transcript as partial. Lineage: Eukaryota; Fungi; Basidiomycota; Exobasidiomycetes; Microstromatales.
CUCAAAGCGCCGACGGCGAAUCCUUGUUGCCCUCGAAAACAGCGCAGCUACAAGCCCAGGACAAACGGAGCGGGAUGGCUGAUACAGUAAGCAGCGACGCUUCUACGCUUGCUCGUCACGCCUGCUGCGGAAGGUCUUCCCGGUUGCUCCUUGAGCUGCUCCGUGAGCUCCUACUUGCGACCAGUGACGGCCCGCAAGGAUUCUCAGCCGCGCUCGAUCCGGAGGGACGUCACGGGCGAGCCUUGUAGGCUACCGGAGCAUCUUGCUCGCUCCAAAGAGGGCGCGAGCAACUCCGUCUUGCUGGGUCAAGGCAAUGAAGCUCAGCCUCGCCAAGCAAGUCGCCUUCGCCUCCGCUGUGGGAAUCCUGGUCAUGGUAGCAGACGCUACGCAGCUCGGCUACUGCUAUCGUCAGCCAGACUGCGAUGGAACGCCCACAACUCUGACCGAUGUUGGCGAUAAGACGCCCACGUAUGGCCAUUGCCCCUCAUAUAAGCGAGAUGACACCCUCCUCCGGGCGGUGACCAUGUACGCUUGCACU